Molecule: messenger RNA, 948 nt
Organism: Phlebotomus papatasi
Lineage: Eukaryota; Metazoa; Arthropoda; Insecta; Diptera; Psychodidae
Product: histone-lysine N-methyltransferase SETMAR-like
Exons: 2
Coding region: 1-948 (315 amino acids)
Molecular function (GO): nucleic acid binding
Source: RefSeq, a predicted model, not a curated record
AUGGACAACGAAAAACAGCAUAUUCAUCAUAUUAUGUUAUACGAAUUUCGCAAAGGAAAAACUGUGGGCGCUGCAACGAAAGAUAUUCGCAAAGUUUAUUUGGACCGUGCGCCAGGACUCCGCACAGUAACGAAAUGGUUUGCGAAAUUUCGUUCUGGAGAUUUUAACCUCGAAGAUCAACCUCGCAGUGGACGGCCUUCUGAGCUUGAUGACGAUGUUGUACGCACUUUAGUUGUGAAUAACUCGCGUAUUUCAACGGAAGAGGUUGCCAGUGAAUUGAACGUCCACAAAUCAACUGCAUUUCGUCGUUUGAAAAAGAUUGGGUACACUUUAAAGCUCGAUACAUGGGUGCCGCAUCAGUUGAGUGAAAAAAACAAAGUGGACCGUAUGACAACAGCAAUUUCUUUGCUUGAACGGAUUAAAAACGAACCUUUUUUGGAUCGGCUCGUGACUGGCGAUGAAAAAUGGAUCCUGUACAACAAUGUUCAACGCAAAAGAACAUGGAAACAGGCACACGAAGGGGCGGAACCGGUGGCGAAAGGCGAAACGAUCACUGCCGACAAGUAUUGUCAACAAUUGGUCGAAUUGAAGAAAGUAAUCGAGGAAAAACGUCCGAUUUUGUCCAAUCGCAAAGGAGUUCUUUUCCAUCAUGACAACGCCAGACCACAUGUUGCAAAACCGACCCUGGCCAAACUGAAGGAGAUGAAUUGGGAAAUCAUGCCGCAUCCCCCAUAUUCACCGGACAUUGCACUUUCAGAUUAUCAUUUGUUUCGAUCGCUGCAGAACAAUUUGAAUGGAAAAAAAAUUAAAAAUGUGGAAGACGUCAAAAACCACCUUGACACCUUUUUCAACGAGAAACCGCGCAAUUUCUAUGAAUCUGGCAUCCGUAAAUUGGUUGAGCGUUGGGAGUGGAUUGCCGAACAUGAUGGCAAAUACAUAAUUGAUUAA